AUGGCUGAAGUGCGGAGUCCUACUCCCGUGCCGAACCUGCGGCAGUGCUAUUUGCAAGCCCAGGGGCAGCCGAAUGCACCACGGGAAGAGCCACAUGCCCGACAUGAGCCUUGCUAUCACGCACACAAGCUGAAGCAGCAGAUGCUGGCCAAGCAGGCGAUAUCGGCUUAUCCCAUGGAACCCUUCCGCAAGGUGAAAGGUCAGUGGGUCGACUACUGGAGUGAGUUCCACAGGUGUUGGAUUCCCGCUUCCAUCCUGGACGUUGACCCCGAGUCUGGCGGAAUAAUCCUAGAUGUGAAGCCUGGUACUGCAUUGCGUCUGCAUGACCAGUGGAAAAUCCGUCCACGGCGCAUGCCAACACCGGAGCAGGUUUCAGCAGUGCACAGCAUGUUGGCCAAUGUGGAGCUGGAGAUGCAAGCCGAAAGGUUUUUCUCCGAGAUUGGACGGACAAAGACGGAAAGCAUCCAGAGCCCCGACGAAGUCACGGUGCUUGGGGAGAAGGUGGACAGCUUCGUGGGGCUCCUUGGUGGCCAGGUCCACCUGAAGGUGAAGAUGCAAGCCCAGGGAGGCACCUUGUCGUUUGACGACUUUCGCAUGAUCUUUUCCGACAUUGCGCAUUUGCAACAAGACAUGUCCGUGCAGGCUUUGCAGAAGGAUGUGGCUGAAACAGCUAUCCCUGGCACCCCGGACUCGCGGUAUCAAAUCUGUGAAACCUUGGGCAAGGGCACCUAUGGUGAAGUUGUCAAGGCCAAGGACAAGCAGACCAGGCAGACACGUGCCAUCAAGAUCAUCAACAAGGACAAGGUGCACGGAGAUAUGGCCUUCCUAAAGCAAGAGAUUCAGAAUCUCAUCCAGCUGGACCAUCCCCAUGUCCUGAAGCUUCUGGAGUUUUACAACAGCGAGGAUCGCAUCUUCUUGGUGACAGACCAUUGCUCACGUGGGGAGCUGCAUAAGCACAUCUGCGAUGCCAAAGGCUCGCGAAAGCCCAUCCCGCAGGUGUGGAUUGCCCAUGUCAUGCAACAGCUUCUUUCUGCCGUGACCCACAUCCACGCAAACGGCAUCAUCCACUUGGACAUCAAGUCCCAGAACAUCAUGCUCAUGCCAGCAUUGGAGACCAAGAUGCGAUUUGUUCAAGCAGAACCCAACGAGGCGGUCUGCUCCAUUGACAUCUUUAAAGAGCUUCCUCACAUCAUCGUGAUCGAUUUGGGCGUGGCCACCCUUUUCCAGCCGGGCAACUUCAAGCGGGGAAAUCCCAUGGGCACUCCUUCAACAAUGGCGCCGGAAGUUUGGCGAGGGGAGAUUACGCCAAAGGCUGAUGUGUUCAGCUGUGGCUGCGUUCUUUUUGAGCUUUUCAGCUUCCAGACCCCUUGGGAUUUCAAGUAUCGGGGCAACAAGCAGGAGGCCCGAAACUUCUGGGAGGCGAGGCCUAGGCCUCAUUGGGAGCGUGUGCAGCACGCACCACCAGAUGCUCAAAGCCUCAUGUCCUUGAUGCUGGAGCAGGAGAGACCCAGGCGCAUGAGCGCUGCUGAGGGCCUCAAGGAACCGUUUGUGAAUCGUGCUUCGGAUGGCAUCCCUGUGACACAGAUGGAGAAGGGCCUCAAGCUGAUCAACCGCCUUGUGACAACCUGCGAGCGAGACGCAUUCUACAAGCUGAUCUGCCUGAAGAUAGCCCAGGACUGGCCUCCCAACGAAAUGCCGUCCUUCAAGAGCGUCUUCAAAGAGUUCGACGAUGAAGGAACGGGCUUGCUUCAGGAGUCAGUCCUGGUCCGCAAGUUUGUGAACUGUGGCUAUGAGGAGCAACAAGCCAAACGUGCGGCGACCGCCAUGAACCUCAGUCAGAACAAGAAUGCAGUGGACUGGACGGAGUUUGUGGCUGCUUGCAUUGAUUUGGGCAAUCCCAAGCUGGAGCCCUCCAUCCACCUGAUCUUCCACAAUGCCGACCGGGAUCACGAUGGGCUUCUCUCCAUGGAAGACGUGCAGUCACUCUUGCCAGAGGCACAUCGAAAUGCCAAGGAGGCAGCUCAAGCGAUCUUCAUCCAAAUCACAGGCAGAGCGUCAGAAACGGGUGGAGAGCGUAUGGACUGGCAUUCGUUCGUGAGCUACCUGCGCAGGCAAGCUCGAGCUGGAAUGCCGGAGGAGCCGGUUAUUGAAGUGAUGCCGGAGCCCGAGAACUCCGUGGAUGUGAAGGUCCAGAACCAGGACAUCCUUCGCAACGUGACGGAUGCCAUCAGGGCCACGGCUGCUGAAGCCAUCAGUACCUUGAGCAGCGUCGGCCAGAACUGGUUUGGUGGCAAAGCAGACUUCAACUUCGAUGGGCGAGGCUAUGCUGCUCAAGGCUCGCAGGAUGACCAAGUACUGCGGCAUCUCCUAGAGAUGGGCUACGAGGAGCAUGCCGUCAACGCGAAAGUCUUGAAGUGGUGCAGGCAGCAAAGCUGCACAGCAAUUCAGCUUGACGACCGCCUCUACGCAGAGCUUGACAGGCAGUAUGCGCAUCUUCGUGCGAGGCGUGCUGCAUCCCCGCGCCGAGUGCUGCAGGCACAAGCAGUGCCAGCCUGA
Symbiodinium pilosum is the source of this 2556-nucleotide messenger RNA. The record is from the annotation of a GenBank genome assembly. NCBI's taxonomy places the organism in Eukaryota, Dinophyceae, Suessiales, Symbiodiniaceae.